AUGCCUGCCACCGUGAAGCGAUUCUCUGCCGUCGCCGAUCCCCAUGAGAUCCAUCAAUACCUCAAAGCCGACGGCGUCGUGGUCAUCGAAGGAGCCGCGACACAGCAGACCAUCGACUCGGUGAUUGAGGAGGUUGGCACAGUCUCAGAGGGCCAAACCUUCGCCCUUGCUGGCAAGAGCACGACCUUUGCCACAAGCCUCCUGAUGAACCCUCUGUAUAUCGACCUCACGAAGCGAAUCCUCACCGAUACCUGCAUCAUUUACUAUGAACAAGAAAGAACAGUAUCGACCUCUGAGCCUCAAGUCUCCCAGACCUCCAUCCUCACCGCGCAGCCUGGGUCCGCCGCCUGGGGUCUUCGUCGACAGGACGAGUGCCACCACAUCACCCACCCUGCCAAGCGCGAAGCAGAUUUUGGGAUCGCCUACGCGGGAACGGACAUCACAGCCGAGACCGGAGCCAUCAGGGUGGUGAUUGGCUCUAAUCACUGGACGGAUCUGCGUGAUCCGACUAAAAAGGAGGAAUAUCUCGUUGAGCUUCGUAAAGGUUCCACCUACUUCGGCCAGACCGUCAACACUAGCACCACCCAGACGAGUAUUCUCCUCACCGCGAUUGCCACGGCUGGCUUCCGUCGUCAGGAAGAGAACCAAUACCUUGCGGUUCCGUGGGAAGUGGUCGAGAAAUACCCAACCGAGGUUCAGCGGUUCCUUGGGUACUCUGUGAGCCGUCCGUAUGGAGGAUCUGUCGAACAUAUGGAGCCGUUGGACUUCUUGAAGGUGAAAGGCGAUUGGUCCAAGUACAUUCCUGUUGAUCUCAUCUAG
Aspergillus ibericus CBS 121593 is the source of this 819-nucleotide messenger RNA. RefSeq lists its product as uncharacterized. Lineage: Eukaryota; Fungi; Ascomycota; Eurotiomycetes; Eurotiales; Aspergillaceae. The transcript is spliced from 2 exons. The record is from RefSeq and is a predicted model, not a curated record. The coding region runs from base 1 to 819 and encodes 272 amino acids.